AUGUCUAAUAGUGAAUUUGCCCACGCCCUUUCGGGCGCUGGAGGAGGCGCCUUAUCUAUGAUAGUAUCGUAUCCCUUGGUGACAUUGGCGACUUUGGCCCAAACCACGCAGAAGUUGAAGGAGAAAGAAGUGGAAGAGAAAGGCAGCGACGAAAGCGAGCUGGGCCAACAGACAGAACUGAAAACGGCCAAUGAGAACGAAGAUGAAAUCGUGAAAGCGGUCAAGGCAAAGCUUGCCGAAAGCGGAAACGCCAGCACUUUGGAGGCGGCGAAGGAAAUCUUGCGGACAAAAGGUGUUGCAGGCUUCUACUCGGGGCUUGAAAGCGCUGUGUAUGGUGUCACGUUCAGCAAUUUCAUUUACUACUAUUUUUACGAGUUCACCUCCAACGCUUUCCUCCGGGCCAGCGGAGGACGCAAGAAGAAGGGAUUAACCACUCUUCAAUCGAUGGCUACAGGCGCCGUUGCUGGGGCCAUCACUGUAUGCCUCACCAAUCCGGUCUGGGUCGCCAACACGAGACUGUUGGUUAAGGCCAAGGACCAGGAUAGCAAGAGCCAGCUGACGUUGCGCACCAUUUUGGAAAUUGCCGAAAAGGACGGGGUCAAGACGUUGUUCGCUGGCGUUUUGCCGGCGCUCGUAUUGGUGAUCAACCCGAUCAUCCAGUACACGAUUUUCGAGCAGGUGAAAAACGUGGUGGUGGCCACACAAGGCAUCAAGGCUUUUACAGCCACAAAGGCGUUCUUCAUUGGUGCGUUGGGGAAGUUGGUGGCCACCACCAUCACCUACCCAUACAUCACGUUGAAGUCACGGAUGCACGUGAAAAAGAAUGACGCUCAACAAAGCGGCCGCUCGCUUUCGAUGGUGCAACAGCUCCGUAAGAUUGUGGCCGAGGAAGGCGUUGACGGCUUGUACCGUGGUCUUGGUGUCAAGUUGUCGCAGUCCAUUUUGAUGGCGGCCUUUUUGUUUUACUUCAAGGAACAGUUGUUUGGUGGAAGUGUGAGAUUAGUGCAACUUCUCCAAGGUGUCCGCUUGAGACGGAAGCUUCGUGUCUAA
Messenger RNA from Clavispora lusitaniae ATCC 42720, 1050 nucleotides. RefSeq lists its product as uncharacterized. Gene Ontology annotation, biological process: transport. The record is from RefSeq and is a predicted model, not a curated record. Gene Ontology annotation, cellular component: peroxisomal membrane. Gene Ontology annotation, molecular function: coenzyme A transmembrane transporter activity; FMN transmembrane transporter activity; ATP transmembrane transporter activity. Lineage: Eukaryota; Fungi; Ascomycota; Pichiomycetes; Serinales; Metschnikowiaceae.